GUUCUUGAGCAGUUCCCUUACCUCAUAUGGUAUCCAUUACCGCAUCAAAGGAUGAUAGGAAUGGCUAUUGUAGAACGGAAUGAGAAGAUGGUAAGUCUCAUAUGUGAUCUCGGUGACGUUUAUGGAGAUAAGUUCGAUCUGGUUUCUAUAACGGAUGAUGAAAAAAAUACCAUCUUGCAUUAUGCUGCCAAGUUAGCACCUUCUGCUCAACUCAAUUUGAUAUCUGGUGUAGCCCUUCAGAUGCAGCGAGAAGUGCAGUGGUUUAAGGCGGUGGAGAGUAUUAUGAUGGAAACAGAUUGGCUUAAGAGAAACAAAAAAGGGGAUACAGCUCAACAUUUGUUUACAAUCGAACACAAAGAUUUGCUGAAAGAAGCAGAGAAUUGGAUGAAGGAUACAUCUGGUUCCUGCAUGGUAGUUGCUGCUCUCAUAGCCACGGUAGCAUUUGCAGCUGCUUUUACUGUCCCAGGAGGUAAUAUUAGUGACAGUAACAGCUCCAUGAACGGAAGCCCAGUUUUUUUGGGAAAUAACGCAUUUACGGGGUUUGUGGUUGCCGACGCUUUAGCUCUAUUUGCUUCUGUCACAUCAGCUUUGAUGUUUUUAUCUAUAUAUACUUCGCGCUAUGCAGAAAUGGAUUUUCUCAAGGUUCUACCACAGAAACUAAUCAUUGGUUUUGCAACAUUGUUCAUAUCAAUGGCCGCGAUAUUGGUAGCUUUUGGUGCAUCAUUGUAUAUUGUGGUUGGGGGCCGAUAUCCAUGGGCGCCGAUUCCGAUAGCAUUGUUUACUUCCUGUCCUAUCCUCUUGUUUGCAUGCUUGCAAUUGCCAUUGUUUUACGAAAUGGUUCAUUCUACGUAUCGAGGCAGUAUCCUUCGGAACCACAUAUAUAUUGCAUAUACAGUUGAAAAGAAUAAGAAGAAAAAAUAACAGUGGAACGAGUGAGACCAUUAUAUUUAUGAAGAAAAAUAAAAUAAAGGAUGAGUGAGAAACCAAUUUGU
Molecule: messenger RNA, 992 nt
Organism: Papaver somniferum (opium poppy)
Lineage: Eukaryota; Viridiplantae; Streptophyta; Magnoliopsida; Ranunculales; Papaveraceae
Exons: 2
Coding region: 52-921 (289 amino acids)
Source: RefSeq, a predicted model, not a curated record